Messenger RNA from Acanthamoeba castellanii str. Neff, 426 nucleotides. RefSeq names its product WD40 repeat-containing protein. The coding region runs from base 1 to 426 and encodes 141 amino acids. The record is from RefSeq and is a predicted model, not a curated record. Lineage: Eukaryota; Discosea; Longamoebia; Acanthamoebidae. Gene Ontology annotation, molecular function: protein binding. The transcript is spliced from 5 exons.
AUGGUCUUGAAGGACCAACCCGGCGACAAGUACUGUGCCAUCCGCUACGACCCUGUCCAAGAGCUCGUGUACGGUGGAAGGGAGGACCAGCACAUUGCGGUCUUUGAUCUUCGCGCGGGCAAGUUCAUGUGCCGACUCACCGGCCAUACGUCGUGGGUCUAUGGCCUGGCACUUGACGACACCACCCUCUUCUCGGGCUCGAUGGACGGAAAGGUGCGCAUAUGGGACAGAGAAAAGAACGAAUGCUACAACGAACUCGGCUCCGUCGGCACCAGCUGCGUGCACGCCCUUCUCGUCUACGACAACAUUCUGUACUCGGCCAACGAGGAUAGCAGCAUUCGAGCAAUGGACUUUUCUGGCCCGUUGGGACGAAGCCGGGCAGGCCUCACCGGGUCGAGCAGCGCCAGGGAGGGCUUCCCCACGUGA